AUGGGCGUUGUUUCAGAAAUGACGCAGGAAACACAGGAAACGUUAACUGGAGGAACUUUUACGAAACAUGUGCAGGCGACAUCGAACCUCGUCCGGGAUGAGAUGGAGAACAUCGAACCGACGUUCGGGAGAAGCGAUGAAGAGGAGAAGGACGAGGGCGAGAAACCGAAGAAAAUUUACCCAGUCCCCAGUCGGUCAACGAGCCUCCGGGCGUCAGGGAAGCACGUGUUUACGCCGCCAGGCGCUCCACGCUCAUCGAAAAUGGCCUACCUGGUAGCCGAUGUUGAAGCAAUAUCGCUGGACCAGGAGAGCCUGGAGGAGCCCUUCCAUAACGCUCCGAGUCACUAG
Molecule: messenger RNA, 348 nt
Organism: Phyllotreta striolata
Lineage: Eukaryota; Metazoa; Arthropoda; Insecta; Coleoptera; Chrysomelidae
Source: the annotation of a GenBank genome assembly